UCAUUCAUGGCAAAAAUGACGUUUAAGUCUAAUCAUAGGAACAGCAUGGAGAUACAGCCUGAAGUUGAUGCCUUGUUGGAACGGCAGAAAAGAGAAGCCAUGCCCAUUCCAGAGAGCAACUCUAGCAAGGUGAUAUAUUUAAAACGAGAUGUGGUGGACAAUCGGUUACAUUUACUACUAUUGAUACAAAACAAGAAUCGCCAAAUGGCAGUCAGAAAUGAAGAUCGUCCACACUAGCCCCAGCCCAACCAGAUGGUAAAGAGUCUGAAUGUAGAAAC
This is a messenger RNA of Grammomys surdaster, 278 nucleotides long. Its product is annotated as kinesin-like protein KIF23. Bases 7 to 237 code for a protein of 76 amino acids. Lineage: Eukaryota; Metazoa; Chordata; Mammalia; Rodentia; Muridae. The transcript has 4 exons. The record is from RefSeq and is a predicted model, not a curated record.